UUAUUGACGACUUGUCGAAAAAUUCUGAGCUGUGGAUAUUUUAUUGUUAUAUGUAUUUGAAUUUUUGAAUAUUCAAUUAAUUUUUCUUAUUUUAUGUCAUGUUACUUAACAAAGGAAUCAUAAUUCAAAGAAAUACCUGAAGUGCAACCGAUAGAAGGCAGUCCUGUGUCAUUUUUCGAUCUUGAUCUAAUUCCGUUCGUUGCUAUUUCUGUAUUUUGCUGUCCUCUUACGUCAAUAACUUCGUAAUUUCAGUUCGAGUGUGUUUUUGUUAGUGUUAGGUUGUGUGGUGUGUCUUGUUUAUUUGAACGUUUUAAAAUUUCAUAAUGACUGAGCGAUACCAUCGAUCGAGUGUAGUGAGUGAUUCCUACAUGAAUCCAACGAAAAUGGAAAACGAUUUCACUCCUAAGAAAACGAUGAUCAUCAUGGUGAUAGUGGUAGCAUGCUUUGCAGUGUUAUGGCCCAAGAUAUUUUAUCCGAUGCUUGUUGGCUCAGCAAACCAACAAAUAAAACCUAGUGCCAUCGACAAGACAACAGGUUGCUGCUACGUCCUAUCCGAAACCGAUGUAGACACCAUCAAAAUAAUGUCGGAACUCUGUGGAGAAAUCAUAAGACAACAGGUGGGGGUCACAGCACCCCUUACCGGUCGGCAGAUAAUAAACAUCUGCCAGGAUGAAGUAUACAGGACUUGUGGCAUAGACGUGUCCAUGGUCCUGCAGGAGCAGGUCCGUCUAGGACACACAACCAAGCAGAUUUUGGACGAGAUCCGAUCUCUGAACGGCUCUCUCUGCCUCAAGUAUAAUUUUGGAGUGCAACCUUGGCGCUUGGGAGUUCCCCAUAUGGUCACCCUUAGGAAUGUGUCUGACAGUGUUCGUCAAGAGAGAUCUCCCUUAGUGCGGUCUGAGAUGAUCCAUCCAGCUUUCAGAGAAAGAGGAAGGGCAAUACCUCAGGCAAAGCCUACUCGUCCACAUCCGAAAAUAAUCGACGGAACGCCAGGUCCACUUCCUGGUAUGCGACCUACCAUGGGAGGCCCUGGGCACAUGGUCCCUCCUUCUAAGCAGCAGGGGAGCGGAAGCAUGGGAAUUAUAAUGCCGAUUUACACCAUAGGAAUCGUUAUUUUCUUUACUUACACACUUAUGAAAAUAAUCUGCAAAAAGCAUCCAGAAACUGAUACAAUCUAUAGCAAGAUGGAUCUAGAUCCUCGUUUCCGGAAGGAAAUGUUGACUGAGAACGGUUCUAGGGGUUCCAGGGACGCUGGUUCCUGUAAGCUCGGAUGGAAAGAAAGAGAUACAAGGGAUGUGGAGCUGGAUCAGCUGCGUCGACGUCUGCAAGAGACCGAGUUGGCUAUGGAAAGGGUGGUGGCCCAAAUGGCCAAAGUGCCCCUUAAGUUACAGGAGGAAUGCUUGAACAGCGCCAAUCUUUCCAACGGAAGUGUGAAGAAAGAUGAGAAACCUUCGGUUAAGAUAAUGGCAAUGGAAACCAGCGAGAGCUGCGAAGAUGGGAAAAAAUGGCAGUCCGCCAAUUCUUCCGUUCUUCCUUCUGUCCCUCAGCCAGUGAUAGAAAAAGUAGAUCCUCCCAAGGAAAUCUACCUGGAUAGAACUCUGCCGGCACAAUCUCAAAUUUUGGUGGCAGACUCCGCCACGGAAACGGAGAAAAACGCAUCGAACGACGACACCGCUGUGGUGUUGGCUGGUAAAAUGACGCUAUCGCUGAUAAGUCUCGAAAAUGAAGAACUCGAAGUCGGGGAUAUUUUGAACGUUCAAAGUAACGAAACUAAAGAAGCAAUCGAGGAUAACAAACCAAUCCUCGAAGAAGAAAUCAACCACAUCAUCGAAGAAGCAAUUGAAUGUAUAGAUAGUAGUAGCGCCAAGACAGAAAUUGUGCCAAAACAAGAAGUAGAGAUGGCUUCAUAUAAAACGGUUGCUAACGAUAUAAAUAUCGUCGAAAAAGAUGAACCAGAAGAACUAAUAUUGGAAAUUAUUGAAAAGGAGACUGAAGAAACGAAGAAAGAAGAGAAAAGUGUGCCAAAAAAAGAACAAGAAGUAAAAAUCGAGUCGGGAGAAAACGUAGAUUCGCUUGAAUCCAAAAGAACUGAAGCUGCUCCUGAUCUUGUUGAAAAGCAUCGAACAACAUCGGAAGUACCAUCUUCUAGAACUGGUAAACCUUUGUUGAAUACGAAUGCAAAAUCCUCGAGUGAAGACAGCGGUAGUUCUAUCUUGUCUGGUUCCAACCAAGGCUCUGUUAUUAACGUUCGUACCAGAUCUUUCGAAGACGAUGAUAAAGAGGAGGAAGAAGAAGAGAUUUCUGAGGAAGAGUCUGAUGUUGAGUACGAAGAGGAAGAGAUAGAAGUGUCGGAAGAGGAAGAAAAUGGAGGCCUGGAGGUGCAAAGAGAAAGGCAUAGCAUCCAACCGGGUGAAAUACAAAAUCAGAAUGGGGGCGCAGAAUUAUUAAAUGGGGUCCUUACACAUAACGCUGAUCCUGAGGGUGAAGAGAGCGAGGAAGAAGAGGUAAUAGAAGAAAUCAUUGAAGAGUAUUCGGAUGAUGAGGAGAAUUUGGAAUUAAAUUCCAAUUAAUUGCAGUUUGAAUCCACAGACACAUUCAAUACGAGAAAAAAUGGUUGGAUUCAUCACUGAUAAACAUAAUUAUAUCUAGGUCAUUUGUGCAAUAUAUAAAGUUAACCAUGACUGCAAUUUGCCAUAUUUAUCUUCAUAUAGGAGCAUAUAUUUCCCAAAGUACAUUAUAAACCUGAAAAACUAGACCGUUUGUGCAAUAAUCAAUAUAACACUUAUGUUCUGAAUGAAAGUAUCGUUUGUUGAUCUUUGGAGAAUAAACUCUAUCCCCACAAUA
Coccinella septempunctata (seven-spotted ladybird) is the source of this 2844-nucleotide messenger RNA. It is a transcript of the gene RIC-3, whose product is annotated as resistance to inhibitors of cholinesterase protein 3. Gene Ontology annotation, biological process: synaptic transmission, cholinergic; protein localization to cell surface. The transcript is spliced from 11 exons. Gene Ontology annotation, cellular component: neuronal cell body; neuron projection; intracellular membrane-bounded organelle. Bases 324 to 2570 code for a protein of 748 amino acids. The record is from RefSeq and is a predicted model, not a curated record. NCBI's taxonomy places the organism in Eukaryota, Metazoa, Arthropoda, Insecta, Coleoptera, Coccinellidae.